This is a messenger RNA of Linum trigynum, 609 nucleotides long. Lineage: Eukaryota; Viridiplantae; Streptophyta; Magnoliopsida; Malpighiales; Linaceae. The record is from the annotation of a GenBank genome assembly.
AUGGGCCUGGAGCAGAGCCACGGUGGGGAGGACGAAGGAGACGUUGUUGAUGUUGGCGACGGUCUUGGUCCCGUUCACGCAGGUCGGGCAAGGGUUGAUUCCGACGCCGAUUGCGAAGAGGAGGGAGUGGUCGACGGUUUGGGGCACGGCGGCGGGGUAAUUUGGGGAAUUGAGGCUCCUGAGUCCGCCGGCGAAGGCGGCGGUGACGGCGGUGGCGUUGAUUGGUGGAGUGGCGGUGAGGUGCGGUGGGGAAAAGGGUUGGAUCCCCUUGUAGCGGAGGAAUCCGACGGCGGUGGCGUUGUCGACGGGGACGACCGUGUCCAUGAAGGGGGAAACGGCGAUUGUGUAUUUUCCGGCGGUUUGGUCGGCGGUGAGGAGGGCGUUUGUGGUUUGCCCCGGCCCGAGGAAGAUUGUGUCGGUGGUGAAGGGCUUCGUGUAGGCGGCGUCGGUUUCGACGACGGUGAGUUUGUGGCCGGCGAUUUUGAGGAAGAGCUCGUCGUUGACCGCCGCGUUUACUAUCCGGAGCAGGUAGGUUUUUCCAUUUGCGACGUGGAGACUGUACCCUGCACGCGCCGUGAGGAACCUUUGGAAGGUAAAUUACAGAAAUGA